Messenger RNA from Drosophila persimilis, 731 nucleotides. RefSeq lists its product as uncharacterized. The coding region runs from base 119 to 553 and encodes 144 amino acids. The record is from RefSeq and is a predicted model, not a curated record. The transcript is spliced from 2 exons. Lineage: Eukaryota; Metazoa; Arthropoda; Insecta; Diptera; Drosophilidae.
AGAUACACCCGCACUUUGCCUUUUGUCGGCUCUACUCGCAGUGUCACUGCUGUCAUCUAGAGCAUAUGCCCGCCGUUUGUCGUCCCCAGAUGCGCUCCCAUUCCCAGGAGAGCAGGAUAUGAUUAUUCCCCAAAGCGCCAUAGCCAUACCCACCCCCACAGCUAAAGCGACAGCAUCCACUGUGGGGUCAGUCAGGGUGAACUCCACCAGCUCCAGAGAGAUCCAAAAAGAUUCCACAAAUCUUUUUGCACGAGCAGCAACAGAAGGAGGCUCCGCUGUGAAGCACAUUCGUCGAGCGAAACGAGAAUUUUUUGUGGAUACCCCGUUCGACUUUCACACGAUGCAUUUGUUCUGCGACAUCGACAUGCUGGGGAGGCACCGCCUCAUCUGGUUCUUCCCGAAUCACUGCAUUUGGGUCUGGAACAACAAGUACGCACACGAGGGAUUCUAUCGACUCUACAAGAUGUACCAGCUGGAGGCCUUCUUCUUUGGCCAGUGGAAUGUGCGGCUCUUCCAGUACGAGCUUGAGAAGGCAACUUUUUACGCUAACUAGGAUCGGACUAUAGAGUAGAGUCUCCUCUGCCGCUACCGCUACUGUCGCCGCUGCUGCCGGUUGUGCCAUGAUAAUGAGAAUCCGAUGAGAUUUAUCCGUACUAGAUGCCAGCCAUCGGAAUGUAAUAGACUCUUUUAUAUAUCAGUGUUUAUUGAAUAUUAAAUCGAAGAAAAAAUUA